Maniola jurtina (meadow brown) is the source of this 2272-nucleotide messenger RNA. Its product is annotated as cationic amino acid transporter 4. The transcript is spliced from 8 exons. Gene Ontology annotation, molecular function: amino acid transmembrane transporter activity. Gene Ontology annotation, cellular component: plasma membrane. The coding region runs from base 30 to 2135 and encodes 701 amino acids. Gene Ontology annotation, biological process: transmembrane transport; amino acid transport. Lineage: Eukaryota; Metazoa; Arthropoda; Insecta; Lepidoptera; Nymphalidae. The record is from RefSeq and is a predicted model, not a curated record.
AAUGAAAAAGUCCCUGAAGUAUUUUCAGAAUGCAUUACCCACAUACAACGUUGGUAAAUAAUGUUUUCAUCAUCCCUGAAAAAUCGAUCGGAUGCGCGCGCCGACUUUUCCAGCACGGUCUAUCUCUGGGACAUUGCAAAUAUCGCCAGCUGGUCACAUAUAUAAGAGCCAUCAUGCCGGGCGCCAGGCAUAAAAUCCUUGGGCAUGUCCUCUCAGGAUUUUGCCACAAAAUGAACAGACGUAAGCCCAUUUAUGGAGAUUCCUUGGACACUCCGCUCAACCGCUGCCUUACUACUUUUGAUAUAACUUUACUUGGUGUGGGCCAUAUGGUCGGAGCUGGUAUUUACGUCCUUACGGGAACUGUGGCACACAGUAUGGCUGGUCCAGCGACUGCUCUCAGUUUCUUACUUGCCGGAAUCACAUCUACUCUAGCUGCAUUGUGUUAUGCUGAAUUCGGUACAAGAAUACCCAGGGCCGGGAGUGCAUAUGCAUACACAUACGUCAGUAUUGGAGAGUUUUGGGCCUUUAUAAUUGGGUGGAAUAUCGUACUGGAAUAUAUGAUCGGUGCGGCUUCGGUUGCAAGAGCAUGGUCAGGAUAUUUAGACGCAAUGUUAGACGGCGCAAUUAGCAAUGCUACAAUAUCUGUUACUGGGGAGCUACACGAAACUCUUCUCAGUAAAUACCCUGACGUUUUAGCGUUUCUUAUAUGCAUUGUGGCAUCUUUAAUCCUAGCCGUGGGUGUUAAGACUUCCGCCUAUAUCAAUAACGGGCUUACAAUUCUAAAUCUUACGGUAAUCUCCCUAGUAAUUUUCUUAGGUUUUUAUUAUGCUGACAUUAGUAACUGGUCCGAAAAGAAUGGUGGUUUUAUGCCUUAUGGUUUUAGCGGCGUAUUAGCUGGUGCAGCUACAUGUUUUUAUGCCUUCGUCGGUUUUGACAGUAUAUCUGCGUCAAGUGAGGAAGCGAAGGAUCCUUCACGCUCCAUUCCAAUCGCAACUAUUUUAUCAAUGGCCAUGGUAGCUUUCGGUUACAUUCUUGUAGCGAUAGCUUUGACUUUAAUGGUACCUUAUAAAAGUAUAAACCCUGAAGCUGCUUUACCGGCUGCCUUGGGCGCGGUGCACGCAGACUGGGCUAAAUACGCAGUUGCCGUCGGUGCCGUGUGUGGGAUGACCACAACUCUGUUAGGAUCCUUAUUCUCACUGCCUCGUUGUUUGUAUGCUAUGUCAGCUGAUGGUCUCUUGUUCGGUUUCCUAAGUGAUAUUAGCAACAAGUCUCAAAUACCUAUAUCCAAUCUGAUUAUAUCUGGGUUCUCAUCAGCUUUGAUAGCUCUUUUAUUCGAUUUGGAAAAGCUCGUGGAAUUUAUGUCAAUCGGAACAUUAUUGGCUUAUACGAUUGUAAGUGCUGCUGUGAUUAUUUUGCGGUAUCGUCCAGCACCACCAGAAGAAAAGGGCUUCGGUCCUCCUCAGCUGGAUUCACCUAUUGAUAGAGAGGAUAGUUCUGCGACUGGGACCCCCGGAACUGAUGCCGGAUCUUCUUCUUCAGAGAUGUUUGAAGCCCUCACCGUUGGUAGAUUACGUCCGCAGUACGCAUGGUUGGAGCCGCUGGCUGGUGGCCGAGCACCUGGCAGCGCUGUAUCCAGCUGUGUUUACACGUUCACAGCUGCAGCCGCUGCGUUAUGCGCACACAACCACUUCUUGGCGGAGCCUGCUGGUCUCUGGGCGCUGUUGCCUGACUUUGUGCUGACUUUCAUUAUUAUUGCUUGUUUGGUAAUAAUAUGGGCUCAUCAGCAAAGUCCGUUGCGUUUGCCGUUCCGAGUGCCGUGGGUACCAUUUCUGCCGGCCGCUAGCGUCAUGCUCAACGUGGAGCUGAUGGUCAAUCUCAACGCGCUCACUUGGGCGAGAUUCGCUAUUUGGAUGACUCUUGGGUUUCUGCUGUACUUCCUGUACGGGAUCCACCAUAGCAAAUUAGGCGAGGGAGUGGCCGGCUUGCUCUCCCGCUCGGGCAGUGGCACGGCCCACAGUUGGGGUGCAGUGGACAAGACCAGCUCGCUCGCGAGGCGCGUGGGCCGCCUGGGCCGCGGCAGCAAGAGCGAUGACCGCAAACCCAUCAUAUGCGACGACGAACUCGCCCGUCCUUGAUUUUAAAUGACCGGUAAAAUUUCUCGACUUUAAACUAUUUCAAGCUAGAUAAUGCCCGCGACUUCGUCCGCGUGGAUUUAGGCUUUUAUGAAUCUUUGAUUUUCCGGGAUAAAAAGUAGCCUAUGUGCUAAUCCAGG